CAUAUUUUAUGAAUGCAAUGACUCUCUGAUUGAGAAAAAGAAAGAGCAGAUCCAAAGAGAAUAUGAACAGGAGAUAAAGAUAACAUAUAUAGGUAUAUUGAGUUGAUUUGCUUAUAUGUGUAGAUGUGUAGGUGGAAAAAGGAAGAUGGCUGACUUUGUGAAACAAAUGCAGUGUUUUUGUAAAUAAUAAACCAUUUGAUGGUGUGUCUAGGAGAAUUUCGUCUUGCAAUUCCUUCGAAAUUGAGAGCAAUGAUUACGAAAACAAGUUGGUGAAUGACAUUUCGCCCCAGGAGAAUUGCCGAAUAAGUAAAUACUUUUCCAUUGUUUUCGUAAAGACAUUUAUAACGCGUUUAGACGCUCGCACACGAUUGAGACGAUUGAGACGAGGAACGUAAAAAACUGAAAGUGCACGACGGGCAAAUGAAUCGAUGAUGUUUCCUUAUGAUCCUGCGAGAACUGAAAUGAAAACACAUUGUUCAUUGUUAUCGACUCCUCGCACGUGACUCCGCUUGCAAACAUCAUAUUGCGGUACGACCCGAAGCUGGAUCGCAGUAUGAAGGAGAUGCUUGGAGGAUGCUGUGUGUGUUCUGACGAAAGGGGUUGGACUGAGAAUCCACUGGUGUACUGCGAUGGCCAAGGGUGCACAGUCGCCGUUCACCAGGCUUGCUAUGGCAUAGUUACGGUGCCAACUGGACCUUGGUAUUGCAGAAAAUGUGAAUCGCAGGAGCGCAGUGCACGCGUGCGCUGUGAGCUGUGUCCAAGUAGAGAUGGAGCUCUCAAGAGAACAGAUCAGGCUGGUUGGGCUCACGUAGUGUGUGCUUUGUACAUCCCUGAAGUUCGAUUCGGUAACGUUACUACGAUGGAGCCAAUUAUACUUCAACUCAUUCCUUCAGAAAGAUUUAAUAAGACAUGUUAUAUUUGUGAAGAACAAGGAAGAGGAAGUAGAGCAAAUGUUGGAGCCUGCAUGCAAUGCAAUAAAGCUGGAUGUAGACAGCAGUUUCAUGUCACUUGUGCUCAGGGUCUUGGACUGCUGUGCGAAGAAGCUGGAAACUAUCUUGACAAUGUCAAAUACUGCGGCUACUGUCAGCACCACUAUUCAAAAUUGAAAAAAGGAGGAAACGUGAAAACUAUUCCCCCUUAUAAACCAAUCCCAGCCGAUAAUGGAUCAUCAGAUUCGUCUCCAGAAAAAGAAUCUGAAGCGCCCAUCAAGUCAUCGUCAAGCAAUGCCAAACGAAAAAACUCAAAUUUAAAAUCAGGUGCUUCUAUUAAAAACAAAAAUAUAAGUCCCAGUGUUGAACUUAAUGGUGUGGCAGAUGAGAAAACCAGUAGUGGAAGGAACACACCAAAAGAAAAUGCUGCAAUCUCAAGUAAAUUCACAACUUCGAAUUUCGUCGAGACUAUUGUGACUCAAUCGGAAAGUGUGUUCGGUCAUGAAAGUACCGGUAUUCCUACGACUGCUGCUCCAUUUCCCCCGACAACAAUAACCAAAUCAGCGUCAAAUUCAAGUCUUAUUCAGAAAAAUGUUAGUCAGUCAAAGUCCAGCACUUCGACAUUUAGUAAAGCAUCGAAUCAUACGGGUAAAAAGAGGAAAACGGGAGCUCGCACUCCAACUGCUUUAAGUAACGAAAAUUCUAACCAGUCAGUCAAUUCAGAUACCAGUGGUUCCAUGAUAGUCCCUACAAAUGCUGUUCUCCAGCAGGUUAACAAUAGUAAUAUUGUUCAAACAACUGUUGCCGAAACUACAAGUUUAAACACAUUGUCGGAAACUGAGCAGACGAAAAAGUUGAGAACUGACAGUCCGCUAGUGCUGGCAAACGCAGUUCUAUCCACAGAGGAAACAACAAGCACUCCUGUAAUUAUGUCAAUAACACAAAACCAAUUGCCGAUUGCUACUCAGUCAUUAAGCACUUCGUCGAAUAGUAUAGUUGUCUCUGUUCCAUUAACUGCAACUUCCCUUCCUAACACUGUACAAAGUACAAUAACCAGUGCAUCCACAUUAUACCAACAGUUGCAGCAAAGUAUGAUCACCUCGGCAGCCAAUGCUGAUGGGAAGACCAAUGCAAUACCUAAUACCGACCAAUACUCCGUAGAGGAAACGCCGUCUAAGCGAUCUCGAUCUCAAUCAUCGGAGAAGCAAGAAAAAUUACGUAAACCAAAGCGAGGUUCUACAAGCAAUCAGUCAGCAACAACAUCGGCACCAGUAGCAGUUCUUCCUCAGAUAGUUUCUUCAGUGUCAUCCUUAUCCAAUAUCACAGUCGUGACAACGACGAAGCGCACCAGCAGAAACAACCAUCCAACACCACCACCGUCAGCGGCGGUGGCUCCCAUUCCUUCAAUAAUACAAGGUCCCACGCUGGGUACUGGUCACUUUAGCAGCGUGGGAACUGGUUCUGGUGGCAUUAUGGGGCCCACUGUCAAGGAUUCGCCGCCCAGCAGUCCCGGCUCCGAGAGCAUGAGCAGCAAUGGCCCGGGCAGGAGAAAACGAAAGGGCGCUGGCACAUCUUCCACUACUCCAACGCCGUCGGCUUCGAAUACACCGACUCUCGCCAAUCAUACAAAAGAGGAGAAGGAAAUCAAGUUGUUUCAAAAUGGAGUCAGUGCACCACACAUGCUGGGCAACCAACUGAAUCCCACCUCUACAAUGGCACAAAAGAUGUCUGACACGCUUUCGCAAGAACUGGAGGCCCACUCCAUAUUCACCGAAGCAAACAAUUCGACCACUAAUCUAAUAGGACCGCAACUUCAUAGUCGAGUGAUAGCAACUAUAAGGUCCACUCAACCAGCACCAGCUCCAACAUCAUUUUCAUCAGUUUUCUCAAGCACAAGUACAAAUUCUAAUGUGAACAGUGCUGGGGGCUUGACUAGUGGAACAAUGCCACAAACGCUCGAUCAACUUUUAGAAAGACAGUGGGAACAAGGCAGUCAAUUUUUAAUGGAACAGGCACAGCAUUUUGAUAUUGCGUCGUUACUGUCAUGUCUUCAUCAACUGAGGGCGGAAAAUUUAAGACUAGAAGAACAUGUAAAUAGUCUACUUCAAAGAAGGGAUCACCUACUGGCCGUAAAUGCACGGCUCGCAAUCCCUUUAACAAAUCAAUCAAACACACACUCAGUUAAUAACAUACACCCAUCAGUGAAUCCAUCACAUUCCAAUAUCUCUCAUUCUGAAGUUCCUUCUGCACCUGUGACUUCUAUGUCUAGAGGAAGUCGCGAGUCACGAAUGAGCAAUGCUUACUUACCACAUUCAAAUUCCAGUAGUCAUGCAUCCACGUUAGAAAAUGGUUUACCUCCCGACCCAUCUCCACCCACUGGAACGUCCAUGUCUCACAGCCAGUACCAACACAGAGGAUCUUUGGUUGCACCUCAACCUAGUCCGGCAAUAAGGCAUAGUCCAGCCGCAAGUGGAUAUCAUCAGGGACAAUCUAGUAAUAUUAUUUUACCGGCAAAUGUCAACAGUUCAGGAGUUGUACGAAAUUCUUCCGUUACUCCCGAUCCACUUAGAGGAGUCCAGAGAUAAGGAUCUGUGUUAUAUUUCUUCUUGUGGUUAACUUUUUUAAAUGUCAACAAUUUCCCUUUGAAAUCAAAAAUUUAUCGGGAACUCGUUUUAUUUACAUUGUUGUGCACCAAGUACGAAAAUAACCAAUUUUUCGACGAAAGUGAAAAUGCUAUUCUCACAUUUGGUGCACGCACGAUAAUUUUUAUAACACCUCUACAGGAAAAGAAAUGAAUAUUUAUUAUUUUUAAAAGCGAAAAAUUAAUUUUCUAAAUAUUUUCCAUCAUGAUCCUAGUUUACAGUUUAAAAGUGUAUAAAAAUAGAAAAUAGAACUGCAGCAAAAAUUAUUCUAAAAGUGCCAAAAGAGUGCAAACAAAGUGUGUUUUGCAAUAUUAAUCUCUAAAGUGUAGUUUACACAUGGAAAAUUGUGUGUAAAAGUGGCCUAAUAAAGACUCAAUUCUAAAAAUAAAUUUUUUUCUUUUUUUUCUAUUUUAUCAAUGUCACUGCUUCUGACUUUGAAUGACAAAAUUUAUGAAAAAACACCUACUGACUUUCAAUAUUUAUAUUUUUGCUUAAAAAUAUGGAAUUUGAGCAAACAUAUAAGUUUUUCGCAAACUUCAACAUUUUCUCGACUUGUGACCAAAAAGAAAAUUUUUUUUUCUUUAACGAGAUUAUAUCAUAUAAUACGAUUAAAUAAAAGAUUGGUUAGUUUUCCAAAUAUUGUGCAAUAUGUUUAACUAUUUGUAUUAUCUCAAAAUAAAAUGGAAGACAGAUGAAAAACUCAAACUAUUGACAAUAAAAAUUUUUCAUCUUUAUUAGAGUUUACAGUGUUUGUACCAAAGUUUACAAAUAAAAAAUAAUUUAUCUCUAGAAAGAAUAAAAAUAUAAAACAUUUCCUAAAGACAGAAAUUUCGAAUCUGGAGAGGUUUUAAAAAUCCAAAAUCAUUGAUCGAAUAUGACUUUUUCAAUUUGUUUGAAUUACUUUUAAACUAAACUUAAAACACGUCAGUGACAAUGUAAAACUGUCAAAUUGAAAUAAGUCCGCCAUAUUGGAUCCGCCAUUUUGAAUUUUUAAAAUCUGAUGUUCUUGUAAUUAGUGAUCCCAAAAAUCUUCGAACAAUGAGAAAAACUUUAGAGAUGUUUGUUGCAAGUGAUAUUUUGAUGCACGUGCGAAAAAUGAAAUUUUACUUUUGUAAGAUAUUAAAAUUUUGCAGAUAUUAGACUCGUGCAAUGGACAAUUUUUCGUACGUGCAUUAUAAAUAUGAAGCACAUUUUUACACACUCCUCGAUGGUAUAAGAAACUGACACAUCCUUUUUACAUGCAAGAUAAUUGCCAAUUUUCCUGCAGAUGUUAAAAAAAUGAAUUUCUUUGGCUUCAUUUUAUAAUGAAAGACAAUUUUUGAUAGAGUAAUGUGCGCCAUUGAUGUUUGUACUAAGAAGCGAUGUGAAGUUUAGUCAGUACACUAAUAAAUAAUAGAUAUUGAACGUUUUGCUGGAAGAGGUGUUUCGAACAUACAGUAAUCAUAAUUUUCAACCAAACAAUAUACUCCUUAUGUCUACGUAGUAGAUAAGGAAUAAAGUUUUUGGUUCGAAAUAAUCCUUACUGUAUAAAUUAAAUACCUUAAUGCUAUAGUAAAUAAAGUGUACAAAAAACAGUAAUUCUUAAGAAAUUUGUACGAUUAGCUGUUAAAUGAGCGGCUGAAUUCACCUGAAAAUAAACAAUAGCAAUCUUGAAAUAAACUAAGAACAAUAUCACCGAAGAGAGAGUUAAUUGUGAACAUCGCAAAGUAUAUAUUCAUCAUGUUCAUUGUUAUGAUAAAAUAUAUAUUAACAUUAAAGUGUAACAAAUAUCUGAA
Leptopilina heterotoma is the source of this 5346-nucleotide messenger RNA. RefSeq names its product protein AF-10 (gene Alh). Gene Ontology annotation, biological process: regulation of transcription by RNA polymerase II. The coding region runs from base 554 to 3514 and encodes 986 amino acids. The transcript is spliced from 12 exons. The record is from RefSeq and is a predicted model, not a curated record. Gene Ontology annotation, molecular function: nucleosome binding; histone binding. NCBI's taxonomy places the organism in Eukaryota, Metazoa, Arthropoda, Insecta, Hymenoptera, Figitidae. Gene Ontology annotation, cellular component: nucleus.